Messenger RNA from Penicillium chermesinum, 1068 nucleotides. RefSeq names its product shikimate dehydrogenase family protein. The transcript has a single exon. Gene Ontology annotation, molecular function: shikimate 3-dehydrogenase (NADP+) activity. Gene Ontology annotation, biological process: shikimate metabolic process; chorismate biosynthetic process. NCBI's taxonomy places the organism in Eukaryota, Fungi, Ascomycota, Eurotiomycetes, Eurotiales, Aspergillaceae. Bases 1 to 1068 code for a protein of 355 amino acids. The record is from RefSeq and is a predicted model, not a curated record.
AUGGCCGCUGCCGCACCAUCCACCCCGGCAUCCGCCCAAUCCCAACCAGAGGAACCCAUCGCUAUCCCCUCGCAUCUCGACGGCAUCGCCUACCUCUACGGCCAUCCUCUUCUCAACUCCUUGUCCCCCCCACUCCACUCAACCGUCUACAAUGCCUUCAAUCUAAACUGGCAGCAAAUCCCCUUGUCCUCCGUGACAGGAACCUCCGCCACCUACCCCCCACCCUACACCAAGUCGCCCUCUAUCGAAAAGUUCCUCGCCUCAAUUCGCUCGAACCCCAAAUUCGUCGGCGCCUCAGUGACAAUGCCGCACAAAGUCGCGAUCAUGCCGUAUUUAGAUGACCUAACUGAGCACGCCCGCCAAGCCGGCGCCUGCAACACUAUCUUCCUCCGCACCGACGCCUCCGGCGCCCGCCAGUACGUCGGCACAAACACCGACUGCGACGGUAUUCGCGAAGCCCUGAUCCAGAAUGCACCGGAUCCCUCGCGCUUCCGCGGCCGGCCAGCCCUGGUCAUCGGCGGUGGCGGCACCGCCCGCACUGCCAUCUAUGUGAUGCGCAGAUGGCUCGGCGCCAGCCGUGUGUACAUCGUCAAUCGGGACGCGGCCGAGAUUGCGGCCAUUAUGGCGGAGGACCGCCAGCGGAACCCAGACCCGAAUGCCCAGGCCCCGCUCAUUCCUGUGACGGAUGCCAAGGAGGCUGCUGCGCUUGAGGCGCCGGCGGCGAUUGUCUCGGGGAUUCCCAAUUACCCGCCUAAGACGCCAGAGGAGUUGAAUGCUCGGGCUGUGAUACAGGCAUUUCUGGGGACGGCGAGUACGGCUGCAAAGCAGCAGGGUGUUAUCUUAGAAAUGUGCUAUCAUCCUGUUCCGUGGACGGAGAUCGCGCAGCUUGCGUCGAAUGGCGGGUGGACGGUGAUUCUGGGGUCUGAGGCGCUGAUCUGGCAGGGUCUGGAGCAGGCGCGGUUGUGGACGGGGAAGGAUAUUGUUGGCACGCCGGGCGUUGUGCAGCGGGUGAAGGAUGUUGUGACGAAGACCAUCGCUGAGCGAUCGGCUAACAAGUCUAGCCUGUGA